GCUGGAGGCGCACUAAAGGUCUUUUGGACCCUUUGGGUUCCCGUCGCUGCAGCCGCUCCGGGCACUCUCCUUCUGCGCCUGCGCGCUGCGGGACACCGUCCAUUUCUCCAUCUACCGGGAAGGACGUUGGUGUGGAGGACAGGCGCUGCCAUGGCUUCCGGCGCUUUGACUAAACCUCAGAUGCGGGGGCUUCUGGCCAAGCGUCUGCGGUUUCACAUCGUAGGGGCAUUCACGGUUGCCCUGGGGGUUGCAGCUCUCUAUAAGUUUGGUGUGGCUGAACCAAGAAAGAAGGCAUAUGCAGAUUUCUACAGAAAUUAUGAUUCCAUGAAAGAUUUUGAGGAGAUGAGGAGGGCUGGCAUCUUUCAGAGUGCUAAGUGAUUUUGGAUAUAAAGAAUUUCUUUGGAUUGAGGUCCUUAGAAGUUUGUACUGAUUUGGCCUCCUGAACUAUAAAACAUGAAUACGUGGGAUAAGGAAUAGUUUUUCUUGGUAAAUAAACAACUAAAAAAUAC
This is a messenger RNA of Sciurus carolinensis (gray squirrel), 509 nucleotides long. Its product is annotated as cytochrome c oxidase subunit 6C. The transcript has 4 exons. Lineage: Eukaryota; Metazoa; Chordata; Mammalia; Rodentia; Sciuridae. The record is from RefSeq and is a predicted model, not a curated record. Bases 151 to 378 code for a protein of 75 amino acids. Gene Ontology annotation, biological process: mitochondrial electron transport, cytochrome c to oxygen.